AUGUCUGGGCUGAGCUCAUGGUGGGCGUCGUCCACAACGUCGCGUCGCCACGGUACAAUUACAGUGCGCGAGCUCUCGGCAGGCACAGAUGUGGACAAGUUGGGCUUCUGCGUGCCGUCGCUGCCCCCGCAGCCGGUGGUCGUGAAGCGCGUGGAGCCACAAACCUGGGCAGCGGCACAGGAGCUGCGUGCAGGAGAUGUUCUCAUACAGUUGAAUGACGUGCCGACUUGCGAGAUGACACGGCAGCAGUUCCUUGAGUCGAUGAAGACGCGUCCAUUGAGCUUCAAGUUCGUCGUGAAUCCGUUGCGAUCUUCUCGGCGUAGAAGCUUCAGCGCAGAAGAGAAAGAUUGCGAUAGCGAUGACGACGCUCCCAGCGAUACAUCGUUGCAUGUCGAGGAAGCCGACAGCGUCCAAAUGGAGGCACCAUCGGGGCUAUCUGCCGAAAAAUGCAGGCGGAGCGUUUCCGAUUGGUAUGCGGAAGAGGAGACUGCGCGCGAUGUUCGCAAGAAGAGCCUGACAAGUUGGUAUCUCGACGGUGAUCGAAUGCCAGAUACUGCCAGCCAGCUAACAGCCGUCCACCGGAUGUCUCUCACUGGUGACCCUGAGGAGCUCGUAUCAGACGCAUCAGGGGAGGCUGCUGAGCUGGGAAACAUGCUCCAGGCGGCUUUGUCCGAGGAUGAUCUUGGCGCACUACUCCGAGUCAUCGCCCGGGCGCAGUCUCAAGGCAUCAUUGCCGAUGUGUUGGAGGUGGCGCAAUUCAAAGCCCAGGAGCUGCAAAGCCGCCUUGCGGAAGCUGCCACACAGGCGGAAUUCUGA
Messenger RNA from Symbiodinium natans, 816 nucleotides. Lineage: Eukaryota; Dinophyceae; Suessiales; Symbiodiniaceae. The record is from the annotation of a GenBank genome assembly.